UCUCUAUCUACCCUUUUUUUAUCUGCGUUCCCGCUCGGUGAACUCCUUUGCGCAGCUACUUCCUCUCACUCCUCCUUGUCUUCCUCUCGGCUUCACAAUCUUCAUCGUCAAUCUUUGAUUCAGCCUAAGAAGGUGCUGUACAUUAUAGGGUUUCAAGUAGAAGACAAUUGAAACCUCAUAAUUCAACCAAAAUGGCGGCCUUCAAUCUUGUUGCGGAUAUGUAUGACCCGGCCUUGAAGCCUCGCUUGCUACAUAAACUUCUUAGGGAGCACGUUCCCGACGACAAGCGUGCAUUUUCUGAUUAUUCAGAACUUUCAAAUGUGGUCUCUAUGGUCACAUCCCACGAUCUCCUCUCUGAAUCCUCUUCUUCCAAGGACCAAAAGCUGAUUGAUAGCUGGAAAUCCGCUGUUGAUUCCUGGGUCAACCGUUUGUUUCUUCUUCUCUCCAAUGAUAUGCCUGAUAAAUGUUGGGCGGGAAUCAUUUUACUUGGAGUGACUUGUCAACGAUGCAGCUCUAGUCGUUUCUUGGCAUCAUAUACAGAAUGGCUUCACAAGCUUUUACCUCACAUGCAGACAGAUUCUCAGUUUCUGAAGGUGGCUUCUUGUGCUUCGAUCUAUGAUUUAUUCUCGAGAUUGGGUAGAUUUCAAAGUGUAAAGAAAGAUGGGACUUCUUGUGCUGGGAAGGUCAUUCAACCAGUUAUAAAGCUGUUGCAUGAUGAUAAUACUGAAGCUGUUUUGGAUAAUGCGGUUAAUCUGUUAUGCACUUUGAUAGAUUUCUUCCCCUUCACAAUCCAUCGUCAUUAUGACUCUGCCGAAGCUGCAAUUGUUUCAAAAAUAUUUUCAGGGAAGUGUAGUUCUAACAUGCUGAAGAAGCUUGCCCGUUGCCUGGCAUCACUUCCAAAAUCAAAAGGAGACGAAGAUAGCUGGUCUUUACUAAUUCAGAAGAUUUUGUUAUCCAUUAAUAGUCAAUUGAAUGAGGUUUUCCAAGGCAUUGGUGAAGAUUCAAAAGGCAGUGAAUUUGUAAGGUUACUGAUUCUACCAGGAAAAGAUCCUCCACCACCUUUAGGUUGUUGUUCAUCAUCAGAAGGUUCCUUGGACAAAAUAAAAAAGAGCUCAGAGCGGAUGUUAAUAUCUAGUAUUUCAACCUUGAUGGUUUGCUGUUCCACAAUGAUAACAAGUUCAUACAACCAUCAGGUGGCAGUUCCCAUUCGCCCGUUAUUAGCUCUUGUUGAGAGAGUGCUGACGAUGGAUGGUUCUUUGCCACCCACUUCAGUGCCAUUUAUGACAUCUCUGCAGCAAGAAUCAAUGUGCUUAGAACUUCCAGUGCUGCAUUCUGUCAGUUUGGAUCUCCUUGUUGCCAUCGUUAAGAGCCUUCGCAGUCAAUUGUUGCCACAUGCUGCAUCAAUUGUACGACUCACUGUGAAGUACUUCAAGAAGUGUGUCUCUGCAGAACUGAGAGUAAAAGUCUACGCAGUUGCUAAGUCAUUGAUGAUGUCUUUGGGUGUUGGAAUGGCUGCAUCUCUUUCUCGAGAUGUGAUUGACAAUGUACUAGUUGAUCUGAACCCUGUCAAUAAUGAGAGUUCUGCUGUGAAUCCGAAGGACACACAAAGAGAUUCGUCGCAACACCAUAAUAAGAGAAAACGUCCUUCAGUUCCCACUUCCAUGAAAGGGCAGCAUGAGAGGAAUGAACCAGAGGACAUUACCAGCAGCUGUAGCUAUACCUCAGUCCACUUGAGGAUAGCUGCACUUGAGGCUUUGAAGACUCUUCUUACAUCGGCUGGUGCUUUGAGAUCUGAAGAAGGGUGGCGUGCAAAAAUUGAACAUCUCUUAAUAACAACUGCAACAUCUUCUCUUGAAUGGCCACGAGCUUCAGACGACACCUUUUUCCAAGCUAAUGAAUCUAUUGGGGUUUGGGUGGAUUAUCAGUUGGCGGCAUUUCAUGCACUACUAGCUUCUUUUUUGUCUGCUGUCCAUGUACGCCCACUGGCUUUGGCUCAAGGUCUUGAGCUCUUUCGUAAAGGUAAACAAGAAAAUGGAACUAAACUUGGCGAGUUCUGUGCCCAUGCCCUCUUAGCCAUGGAGGUUCUAAUACAUCCGAGGGUCCUUCCCCUCUCGGAUUUCUUGCCGUUGCGCUUGAGCUCUCCUGAACCACAAGCUGCCUUCAAAUUCCAGGAAGAUCUGUACUUCAACAGUAACGAUUCUAGGAAAUUGUUGAAGGUUGGCACGCAAAGCAUGGAGCAGAGGGCCUCCGAGGCUCUAAUUAGAGAUGAUGUGCUAGAUAACAAUGAAAUGACAUAUAGCCCCUCAAAUGAUAUCGAAAAUGAGCCCUCGGCUAAUGCCCUAGCGAAUAUAGAAAGGCCCAAGAGGACCGAACAGACCACUGCAGCAGCCAUCUCAGAAGAAGGGGUUGUAGCGCAAGAUGAUGUUGUAUUUGCUAAUGCAAGUAUGAAUAGUUCCCCCAUAUCAUCAAAAUCAUAUAAAAUCGAAGAUUUUGGACGUGAUUCAAGCUCAAAUUUAUUGCUAGAAGAUGACUUUCCUGAUAUUAUUGAUGCAGAUCCUGAUACAGACUAUGAAGAGUGAAAAUGGUAUUGUCAAUCAUUGACUCAAUUUUGUAGUUUUAAGGCCUAAGGGUGUUGUUCAGAAUUCAAGAUCAAUUAUUAUUGUUGUGUUCUAUUUCAUGUAGCCAUAGAUAGCUUGAACUGAUUAUCGAUAAUGGUUAUGUAUAUAAAAAGGUGAAAGUUGACAAAUUUCAAAAGCUUUGGUUAUGAGUUUCAGAGAAAUUUUCUUUGCGUCA
This is a messenger RNA of Cucumis melo (muskmelon), 2793 nucleotides long. RefSeq lists its product as uncharacterized. Bases 192 to 2579 code for a protein of 795 amino acids. The record is from RefSeq and is a predicted model, not a curated record. Lineage: Eukaryota; Viridiplantae; Streptophyta; Magnoliopsida; Cucurbitales; Cucurbitaceae. Gene Ontology annotation, cellular component: nucleus. The transcript is spliced from 14 exons. Gene Ontology annotation, biological process: rRNA processing.